CUUGUAUUUACUGGUAUCGUUUCAUCUCUAGGAAAGGCAGGAAAAACUCUCGUUGAAAAAUUAAAGUUUACGCAAAUUUGUAUUGGAAAUUUGUAAAACUUUUUGCAAAUAGUUUUAAAAACAGCUUGUGCAUUUCCGGAGUUAAAGUAACAGAAAAAGGAAAAUGUCGCAAGGUUUAACCUCGCUACAGGGCGGAUCCAACAAGGUGUUCAUACAACGUGAUUACAGCGAAGGCACCUCGGUCAAAUUCCACACACGACUCCCCAGCGAACUAGAAGGCCUGGUUGAGCGGCAGGUAUUUGAGUCAACCAUCAAUAGGCUGAAUGAAUUUUUUGCGGAGGCGGAAAAAGGCUCUUGUAGUACAUAUUGUGAGGGAUGUAUUGGCUGCAUCACCGCUUACUUGGUGUACAUGUGUUCGGAAACACACUACGAAAAGACGCUUCGCAAAAUUUCCAAAUUCAUCGCCUCCCAAAAUGAGCGAAUUUACAAUCCAAAAGGACUGCAAGUGAUCGAUCCCACGUAUCGAGGCUUGCGAGUCAUAGAAAUAUCUGUUUUAGAUCGUCUAGGACGGACGUGACUUCCGCUUUCCCAUUCGACCGAAGAAUUCUUCAUGUGAAAAUUUAUAAGACCAACGUUUGCGAUAAUCAAACAAAGACGAUGAAGAAAACGUAACACAAAUCGAGCUUCGAUUAUCCAAUGGUUUUUAUUAGGCUCUAGCAUUUCCUAAGCUAUGACGGAUUUUAUUAAGAAAACCAUUUUAAUUUAAUAUGUUUUAGUUAAACCUAAUUGUAUUUAUACAUAAUAUAUCACAUACUAAAUACUUUACUUAGUUCAAUAUCUAGCGGAAACUGCUAAUACGAAAAUGGUGUCAAUGAUCCUCGGAAAAAAGCCGCAUGAAAUCAAAAAAUUAGGCAUUUAAAAUUAGCUCCAUGCGAAUAAUUAUGAACAUUUUACAGACAGCGCCAUAUUUAUACUUACAUAUGUACAGAUAUAAUUGGAUUAAGCAAAUAUGUACUGCAUUUUGAGACCCAUUUUUCAUUAUUAAAGUAAUUGUGGCGUAGACAAUGAAAAAACUUGGUGCAUGAAUGAAAAAAAGUACUAAAUAAUUUAAGCUGCAGAGGUACGACGCUAACUAUAUGUAGUGUUUCAUGUAGAUCAGUUGUGUUUAUGCAAACAGUUUAGUAUAUUGAAAAAUAUAGAAACAUUCAAGCGAUAUAGUAUGUAUUUGUAAGUCACUGAUUAAAAUUGAACAAAAGUAAAAUAUUUAAUAAAUAUAGAUGUACGUAUAAGCGUUUUAGUUAAACCUACACAUGUAUUUAAUGCAUAAAAUAUUAAUAAAAAACAAUAAAUAUUGAAAUAAAGAAGAUGAAGUAGCUCGAAUUUCGAUUCGUAAUGAAGUGCAUUAAAUUUUAUAAUUAAACUAAACUCAGAUUCACAGUUUAAUUAUAGUGCACUUCUCUCCGCUAUUAACAA
Molecule: messenger RNA, 1473 nt
Organism: Rhagoletis pomonella (apple maggot)
Lineage: Eukaryota; Metazoa; Arthropoda; Insecta; Diptera; Tephritidae
Product: golgin subfamily A member 7
Exons: 4
Coding region: 164-577 (137 amino acids)
Biological process (GO): protein targeting to membrane; peptidyl-L-cysteine S-palmitoylation
Cellular component (GO): palmitoyltransferase complex
Source: RefSeq, a predicted model, not a curated record